AUGCUGUACCAGCAAGAAAACAAACUGAUCUAUAAGUUCGACGACGAGACUUUAUGGAUCGAGCCUUGGGGAUUGAACGCUCUACGAAUUCGCUCAACUCGUGCGCAGCAAAUGCCCGAAAGGGACUGUGCUCUCCUCGCGCCUGCCCCAGCAACACCACCAGCAGUCACCGAAAUCGACGCCAGCGGGUCCGGGUCCCUCCAGAACGGCAAUGUCCGAGCGACAAUCUCAAGGACUGGAAAGAUCCAGGUUCAUAAUUCCAAAGGCGAGCUUCUUCUUGAGGAAUACACCCGUAACAGAAAGGACCUCUUCGACCCGAAAUGCAGCGCCAUCAAAGUCCAGGCGCGCGAAUUCAAAGCCAUCCCAAACAGCGAGAGUUAUCACCUCACUGCUCGGUUCGAGAGCGUCAGUCCUGAUGAGAUGCUGUUCGGCAUGGGCCAGUACCAGCAGCCGUUCCUAGACCUCAAAGGUCAUGAUCUUGAGCUAGCGCAUCGCAAUUCGCAAGCCAGCGUACCGUUCACAGUCUCCUCCUUGGGAUAUGGGUUCCUCUGGAAUAACCCUGCCAUUGGAAGAGCCUUCCUAGGCCGCAAUAUCAUGUCCUUUGAGGCCCUUUCAACCACCACCCUAGACUACUGGAUCGUUGCCGGAGAUACCCCUGCAGAAAUCAUUGAGGCCUAUACCACGGCUGUGGGAAGAGUCCCCAUGAUGCCUGAAUACGGCCUGGGAUUCUGGCAGUGCAAGCUUCGCUACCAGACACAAGAGGAACUCCUUCAGGUCGCUCGCGAAUACAAACGCCGUGAGCUGCCCAUUGACCUUAUCGUGAUCGACUUCUUCCACUGGCCGAUGCAAGGGGACUGGCGCUUCGACCCAGUCUACUGGCCGGACCCUGAUGCGAUGGUCCAGGAACUGAGAGAGAUGAAGAUCGAGUUGAUGAUCAGCGUCUGGCCAACUGUCGAUAAGCGGAGCGAAAACUACCGGGAGAUGGUGGAAAAUGGCUACUUGAUUCGGACCGAUCGAGGCGUUCGGACGGCAAUGGACUUUCAGGGAGACACUGUGCAUUUUGAUGCUACGCACCCGGGCGCCAGGAAGUUCGUGUGGCAGAAGUGCAGGGACAACUACUAUAACCACGGAAUCCGCGUUUUCUGGCUGGACGAAGCAGAACCAGAGUACAAAAAGUAUGACUUUGAUAACUUUCGGUACUACAAGGGCCCAAACACUGCAGUCGGGAAUAUUUACCCACUCGAGUAUUCUCGGGCAUUCUAUGAGGGGAUGCAGCGCGAAGGGCAGGAGAAUAUUGUCAACCUUGUACGCUGCGCAUGGGCUGGCAGCCAGAGAUAUGGAGCUCUAAUAUGGAGUGGAGACAUUGCUUCCUCAUGGCUUAGUUUUCGCAGCCAACUGUCCGCUGGUUUGCAUAUGGGACUCUGCGGACUGCCCUGGUGGACUACAGAUAUUGGGGGAUUCCACGGAGGUGACCCCUCUGACAGCAAAUUCCGCGAGCUGUUCGUCCGCUGGUUCCAAUGGGGCGCCUUCUGUCCGGUCAUGCGGCUCCACGGGGAUCGUGAGCCCAGGCAAGCCGCUCUAGGGACAGACGGGGGAGCAUCCUGCGCGAGUGGCGCCGCAAACGAAGUCUGGUCCUACGGGCCCGAGGUGUAUGAGAUUUGUAAGAAAUACAUGCUUCUCCGGGAGCGACUCCGAAGCUACACGCGCUCCUUGAUGAAGGAGGCACAUGAGAAGGGGUCUCCUGUCAUGCGGACGCUGUUUUAUCAAUUCCCGGAGGAUGCGCAGUGCUGGAAGAUUGGGACGCAAUACAUGUACGGAGGGAAGUACCUUUGCUGUCCUGUCCUGAACGAAGGAGACAGAGUAUCGAAGGUAUACCUGCCUGCGCUGUCUCAUGGGAAGUGGGUUCCAUUCGAGAGCGACCAGGCGAAGAUUGAGGGCUAUGAAGGAGGUCAGUGGGUUGAGAUCGACGCGCCUUUGCACUGGAUGCCUGUAUUCGAGCAUGUUUAGGACAUAGACCACUCAGAGAUUUUUUACCCAGAGAGUUUCCUUCAGUACUCGGCUUGAAUAUGACAGAAAGCUACUCCGCACUGACGAUUAAUAUUCUUCCUGCACCUCCCUUAGCCUUCAAUUUUGAUUGGUCUUCUUAC
This is a messenger RNA of Aspergillus calidoustus, 2147 nucleotides long. NCBI's taxonomy places the organism in Eukaryota, Fungi, Ascomycota, Eurotiomycetes, Eurotiales, Aspergillaceae. The record is from the annotation of a GenBank genome assembly.